Messenger RNA from Osmia bicornis bicornis, 9022 nucleotides. It is a transcript of the gene cher, whose product is annotated as filamin-A. Lineage: Eukaryota; Metazoa; Arthropoda; Insecta; Hymenoptera; Megachilidae. Gene Ontology annotation, molecular function: actin filament binding. Gene Ontology annotation, biological process: actin cytoskeleton organization. The record is from RefSeq and is a predicted model, not a curated record.
GCAGUAAACGUCAGUAAAGCUUUGUAAAUCGCAACGAAUAGUGUAAAGGAUUCCUUCUUUUUAUCAUUAUCAUUCAAGUUUCAAGUGGUUUUUCCUCGUGUUACGAUUUAGUGCGUAUCAAAGUGCAUUAGUGCAAGUCAAAUUUCUAAAAAUAUUUCAUAAUAGUGUGAAUACAAGUUACCCAUCAAUUUGUGAAUAAGGAACAAGCCGGCCGAUAAAAUGGGCGAGAACGAUAAGUCAGUCAAGUGCGAGAACGCCGAGGAAGAAGAGUACGACGAGAUGUUCGAGCAAGAUUUGCAAGAGGACGCACAGUGGAAACGAAUACAGCAGAAUACGUUUACGAGAUGGGCGAACGAAAGGCUAAAAGCAGCAAACAAAAAUAUUGAUAAUCUCGAGACUGAUUUGUCGGAUGGCCUUCGAUUGAUCUCGUUGAUCGAGGUGCUUGCACAGAAGAAACUUCCGAAACACAGUCAACGGCCCACUUUCAGAUCGCAGAAACUGGAAAAUGUGUCCGUGGCUCUAAAGUUUUUGGAUGACGAGGGAAUCAGGAUCGUUAACAUUGAUUCAUCGGACAUUGUAGACUGCAAAUUAAAGUUGAUCCUUGGACUAAUAUGGACACUGAUUCUCCACUACUCUAUCUCGAUGCCCAUGUGGGACGGAGAGGAAAGCAACGAAUACGACAAACAUGCAUCGCCAAAACAAAGACUGAUGCAUUGGAUCAAGUCGAAACUUCCGGAUCUGCAGAUUAACAACUUCACUACCGAUUGGAACGAUGGACGCGCUGUCGGCGCCCUAGUAGAUGCUGUUGCACCAGGACUCUGCCCAGACUGGCAAGAUUGGAACCCAAAGGAUGCCAUACAGAAUGCUUCUGAAGCGAUGGGACUCGCUGAUGAUUGGCUCAAUAUACCACAGCUCAUCAAACCAGAGGAAAUUGUAAAUCCAAAUAUAGAUGAAAUGUCAAUGAUGACGUACCUCUCUCAGUAUCCUAACGCGAAAUUAAAGUCAGGAGCACCGCUUCGACCACGUACCAAUCGAAAUAGCACCCCGCUACCGCGAGUACGCGUUUAUGGACCUGGUAUUGAACCAAGUGGUCCAGUUGUUGGAGCACCAGCUAAUUUCACCGUUGAAACAUUUUCUGCUGGCAAAGGAAAUGUCGACGUCACUGUGGAGGACCCAGAUGGAAAUAAAAUACCUGUGGAUGUUCAUUUCAACAAGGACAAGAAUCUCACUCAUUCUGUAUCCUAUACCCCAAGGAAAGAAGGACCUCAUAAAAUAAAAAUACUAUUUGCUGGUAGAGAAAUUCCAAAGAGCCCUUAUGUGGUUAAUGUAGAAGUACAGGCUGGUGAUCCUGGCAAAGUGACAGCAAGUGGUCCAGGAUUGCAACCAGAAGGUGUCAUAGUUAAUAAACCUACCUUCUUUGAAAUAAAUACAAAAGAUGCUGGACGUGGUAUACCAGAAGUGAUCAUAUUGGACCCUCAAGGUACAAAGACAACUGUGCCAGUGAAAUUACGUCAAACAUUACCAGAUGUAUGGAGAUGUGACUACACUUCCCCAGUAACUGGUUUACACUCAGUGAACAUAUUCUUUGCUGGUAAAUUAAUUCCUGGAAGUCCUUGUGGUGUUAAUGUGGGUCUUGCAUCAGAUGCAAAGAAAUGUAGAGCUUAUGGUCGUGGGCUCUUACCUAAUGGAGUUCGAGUUCAAGAUGACGCGGAUUUCGUCAUCGUCACCAAAGGCGCAGGUGAAGAUGUACCUGGAGUGAAAGUAAUUGGCCCUGGAGGAGUAAACUGUCCUGUGAAUAUGACAAAAAUUGAUGACAAAACGUAUGAGUGCCAUUAUACACCAGUAAAAGAGGGACGACACGUGGUUAUGAUAACUUAUGGUGGACAAGAAAUUCAUAAAUCACCUUUUGAAGUGAACGUUGGUCCUUAUAAAGAAUCAGCUAUAAGAGCUUUUGGUCCUGGCCUCCAUAGUGGUGUUGUUGAUUACCCAGCAAAGUUUACUGUGGAUACUAAUGGGGAAACUGGAGGUCUUGGAUUUUCCAUCGAAGGUCCUUCAAAAGCGAAAAUUGCUUGCCAUGAUAAUGGUGAUGGAACAGCGGAUGUAUCUUAUUUACCAACUGCACCUGGUCGUUAUGCUGUUCAUAUACUUUGCGAUAAUGAGGACAUUCCGAAAUCACCGUACGUUGCGAAUAUUGUACCGAAAGCCGACUUUGACCCUAACAAGGUUGAAGUGUACGGUCCUGGAGUUCAAGCAAAAUCUAUUCCUAGUGGAAAACCAACAAUUUUCACAGUAGAUGUAAAGAAAGCUGGUCAAGCACCUUUGGAAGUUGCUAUUCAGGAUGCUUUGGGAAGAGACGUCCCAGUUCAGCUGGAUGAUAAACAUGAUGGUACAGUGCAGUGUAGUUAUACUCCAACCUCUGGAUCGCAACAUGUCAUCAUGGUAAAUUACGGUGGUGUAGCUACAAAAGAGUCUCCUUAUAGGAUGAAAGUAGAAGCACCAUUAAAUCCAGCUAUGGUACAAGCCUUUGGACCUGGUCUCGAGAAGGGUGUCAAGUCUAAUACUCCAACACAUUUUAACAUCGACUGUCGUGAAGCUGGUCCAGGUGAUCUUCAUGUCACCAUGUUAAAUCCUGAAGGAAGAGAAGUUCUGUUUUCAAUAACGGAUAACGAAGAUGGUAUAUACACCGUUGAUUACGUGGCACCUCAACCAGGGAAUUACUUAGUACACUUAAAUUAUGGAGGACUGAAAGUACCCCAUAGUCCAUACAAGAUCACCGUUGAACCACAUGUAGAUGUCUCGAAGAUUAAAGUUGAUGGUCUUGCACGAACGGCCCCGGUGAACAGUUUGCAGCAGUUUCGCGUGAUAACCCAGGAUGCGGGGAAGGCAGCGGACUUUCAGGUGGUAAUUACAUCUCCAUCAGGCAAUCGUGUGAAAGCCCACGUGGUACCGACGCACGAUGGUUACUUGGUGAACUUUACACCCACGGAGCUGGGCGAAUAUUUAUUGGCAAUUAGUUUCGGCGGAGAACCGAUAUCGAAUCAACCUUACUGUUUAACUUGCGUGCAUGGCUCUGAUCCUGGAAAGGUUCGAGCAUCCGGGCCAGGUUUGUCCCAUGGAAUAGUGAACAAACCAGCCGAGUUUGUGAUCGAUACUCGUGGAGCUGGACAAGGUGGUCUCGGCGUCACCGUCGAAGGUCCUUGCGAAGCUGCCAUUAACUGUCGAGAUAAUGGCGACGGUACUUGUUCAGUUGCCUAUCUGCCAACGGAAGUUGGCGAUUACGGCAUCAAUAUCACGUUUAACGAGCAACAUAUUCCUGGCUCACCUUUUCAGGCUAUCGUUGUUAAGAAUACUGACGUGUCUAAGAUCAAAGUCACUGGGAACGGCAUUCAACCGAACGGUCUAUGUGUCGACCAGUCAACAGAAUUUACAAUAGACACUCGAGAAAUCGGAAAGACAGAAAACGACGUUAAUAAAGUUUCGUGUACAAUUAAUAAUCCCAGUGGUGCUACAACCGACAAGAUCAUUAUCCCUCAAGGAAAUGGUACCUAUUUAGUUAGGUACAUACCGUUUGAAGAGGGUCGACAUUCAGUAGACAUACUUUACGACAAUAUUCCUAUACCUGGAUCCCCAUUCACAGUGAAUGUGCAACGUACAUCUGAUCCUAGUAAAUGCAAAGCAUAUGGACCAGGUUUACAGAAGGGACGAGUAAACAAAAUUAACACAUUCACCAUUGAAACUAAAGAUGCUGGCAAAGGCGGUUUGAAUUUAUCUGUGGAAGGCAGUAACGAAGUAAAGGCGACUUGCAGAGACAAUUACGACGGUUCCUGCACCGUGGAAUAUACUACAACUGAACCGGGUGAUUACGAGUUUUCCAUCAAAUUCGCAGACCAACACAUACCUGGAUCUCCUUUCCGAAUACCCAUUGAAAAAGAUACAGAAACAAGCAAGGUGACUGCAUAUGGUGCAGGAUUAGAAGCUGUACGAGAGAAUGUACCAGCCAAAUUCAUUGUAAAUACAUGGAGGUGUAAUCCAGCACAGUUGGACAUCACUUUAAAGACUGAUAAGGGACAGGUUCAAAAUCCAAUAAUCAAAGACCGUGGAGAUGGUUUAUACGAAGUCAUUUAUCAACCACCACCUGCUGGAAGUAAUUUACAAGUUAAAGUUACUUAUGAUGGAGAAGAUAUACACGGAAGUCCUUUCAAACCGAAGGUUUUACCAACUGUCGAGCCAAAUAAAGUUGUAUUAUCAGGUCCUGGAGUGGCGCCUGUUUGCACUGCUUCAUUUCCAGUUGAUUUUGUUGUGGAUACUUCCAAAGCUGGCUAUGGUGAUCUUGAAGUUCAAGUUUUGGGUCCAGAUCAAAUACCUCGCAGAGUUGAAAUUCAAGACCUAGGAGAUGGAAAAUACAAGGCAACGUAUUUACCUGAUGAUUGUGGCCGUUACAAGAUCAAUGUGAAAUACGGAGGUAAAGAAGUAUCUGGAUGUCCAGUAAACGUCCAGAGUGUUUCCACUGGAAAAGCUGACCAAUGCAAAAUCAAAGAGGGCAUUCAGCACACUCUUGCUCAGGGUGAAGAAUAUUGCAUCACUGUAGAUACUGAAAAUGCGGGACGUGGUGCAGUUACCUGUCGUAUACGCUCCACUUCUGGAAGUGAGGUCGUAGAUAUUGACAUUGAAGAUAAUGGAGAUGGCACAGUUAACAUUUACUAUACCGUCGCUGAUGCUGGUGAUUACACCCUCAGUAUCAAGUUUGGUGGUCAACCGAUACCAGAGGGAUUUUAUACAUUCACGGCUUCGGAGGAGUAUCGCGAGCAUAGCACACACAAAACUCACAGAGCCAAGAGGACUCGUCAAAGACAGGAACAACGCGUUGAACAACACAGCUCGAGUGUACAAGAAACUUCCAGUGUAUCAAAGAAGAAUUUCAACGUAAUCCGACUGAAUAACAUCCCUCUACCAGUAGCCGGUGGCACUGUAACAUCGGAAGUAAAGAUGCCAAGUGGGAAUGUGGAUAAGCCAGUGAUCGAGGAUAAUCAUGAUGGCACCGUGUCUCUUAAAUAUGAUCCAAGAGAAGAGGGACAGCAUGAAAUCUCAGUUAAAUUCAACGGCGAACAUGUUCAAGGUUCACCGUUCAGAUUCCACGUGGACUCCUUAGCAAGUGGUUAUGUGACAGCUUAUGGACCAGGUUUAAUCUAUGGUGUUUGUGGCGAGCCUGCAAACUUCACCAUAUCUACAAAAGGAGCUGGAGCUGGUGGUCUGUCGUUAGCUGUAGAAGGACCUAGCAAAGCUGAGAUCUCCUGUCACGACAAUAAGGAUGGAACAGUUUCAGUUUCUUACCUACCAACUGCUCCAGGAGAAUAUAAAAUCACUGUUAAAUUUGGUGAUAAAUAUAUCAAGGGCAGUCCUUAUGUUGCUAAAAUUACAGGCGAAGGUCGCAAGAGAAACCAAAUAUCUGUGGGUUCCUCCAGCGAGGUACAGCUACCUGGAAAAGUAACAGACUCAGAUAUCAGAUCACUGAAUGCCUCCAUCACAGCGCCAAGCGGUCUCGAGGAGCCAUGUUUCCUGAAGAUGCUUCCUAAUGGCAACAUGUGCGUGUCCUUCACCCCUCGCGAAUCUGGAGAACAUACAGUCGCUGUGAAGAAGAUGGGCAAACACAUCCCUAACUCUCCCUUCAAGAUCGACGUGAAGGACCGAGAGGUGGGUGACGCCAAGAAGGUCAAAGUAUCCGGCGCAGGUUUGAAGGAGGGUAAGACACACGUAGAAAACACCUUCUCCAUCGACACAAGAAAUGCCGGUUUCGGUGGUCUCUCCUUGUCUAUGGAAGGACCUAGUAAAGCAGAGAUUCAAUGCAAGGACAACGAAGAUGGCACUCUGAAUAUUUCUUAUAAGCCCACCGAGCCUGGAUACUACAUCAUGAACUUGAAAUUCGCUGAUCACCACGUGGAAGGCUCUCCGUUCACCGUGAAAGUAACUGGCGAAGGUAGCAAUCGUCAGAGAGAGAAGAUUCAACGACAGAGGGAAGCUGUACCCAUCACAGAAGUUGGUAGUCAGUGCAAAUUAACCUUCAAGAUGCCUGGCAUCACCUCAUUUGACCUCGCAGCCACUGUGACUUCACCGGGAGGUGUAACCGGAGAUGCAGAGAUCAAAGAAGUUGAGGAUGGUUUAUACGCGGUGGCGUUUGUGCCCAAGGAACUCGGGGUGCACACUGUCUCAGUUCGUUACAGGGAAAUGCACAUCCCUGGCUCACCGUUCCAGUUCACAGUUGGUCCACUGAGGGAUGGUGGAGCUCAUAGGGUACAUGCUGGUGGUCCUGGUUUGGAAAGGGGCGAACAAGGGGAACCUUGCGAGUUUAAUAUCUGGACCAGGGAAGCAGGAGCUGGUACUCUGGCCGUGUCGGUCGAAGGACCUAGCAAGGCUCAGAUUGACUUCAAGGAUCGGAAGGACGGCAGUUGUUAUGUUAGUUACGUCGUCUCUGAACCUGGCGAGUACAGAGUAGGAAUGAAGUUCAACGAUCAACAUAUACCCGAUUCGCCACACAAGGUUUACAUAUCACCGGCGAUGGGCGAUGCUCAUAAGCUCGAGGUAGCGCAAUUUCCGGAACACGAUGUUCAGCCCGACAAACCGGCCACCUUCCUUGUUCGUAAAAAUGGUGCCAAGGGUGAACUAGACGCCAAGAUCGUAUCACCAAACGGAGUAGAAGAUGAUUGCUUUAUUCAGUCCAUCGAUACUGACACGUAUUCCGUGCGAUUUAUGGCGCGGGAAAAUGGCAUUCACAAUAUUCACGUAAAGUUCAACGGUGUUCACAUAACUGGCAGCCCCUUCCGUAUCAAAGUGGGAAAAGUGGACGCCGAUCCAGCCGCGAUAAACGCCUGUGGGAACGGUUUAAAGGAGAUCAAAACUGGACAAAAGACGGACUUCAUUAUUGACACUUGCAACGCUGGUAGCGGAGCUCUUAAUGUGACCAUAGAUGGUCCUAGCAAAGUUGCAAUGGACUGUACAGAGGUUGAAGAGGGUUAUAAAGUUAGGUACACACCUUUGGUACCUGGAGAUUAUUACAUCAGUAUCAAGUACAAUGGAUACCACAUUGUAGGCUCGCCAUUCAAAGUUCCUUGCACUGGUGCGGAUCUGGCAGAAAGAGGAGCACAAGAAUCAAGUUCCAUUCUUGUCGAAACUGUUCAAAAGAUAUCAAAGGCGAAACAAACCGGGCCAAUUUUACCCCUGUUCAAAUCUGACGCUAGUAAAAUAACUAGCAAAGGAAUGGGAUUGAAGAAAGCAUACCUUGGAAAACAAAAUCAGUUCACUGUUCAUGCUAGCGAUGCCGGCAAUAACAUUUUGUACGUUGGUGUAUAUGGACCUAAAGGACCGUGCGAGGAGGUGUAUGUGAAGCACACAGGACGAAAUAAUUACACCGUAAACUAUAUGGUACGAGAAAGAGGAGAGUAUAUAGUUAUUGUAAAGUGGGGUGACGACCAUAUUCCUGGAUCGCCGUAUAAGGUCGAAGUGUAAAGAAAAACGUUUCUUCGAAGAGGAACAACAAAACGAAAUACUGUGGCCAAAUUCUUACAUUAAUUAUUCAACAAUUCUUUACACGUAUUCUUGAUGAUCAUCCGUUAUAGCAUCUAUUUAUUUUAAACAUUAGCAGAAUAAAAUGUAUUCUUAUACGAUGGAACGCGUAUGACACGAACAUUUUUAGGCUAUAUGAUGUUUCAUCACGAAAAAUUCGUCUUCCAAAAAUUUUACAUUUUUAUUCUGAAUAUUUUACUGCGUCAAUUAUGGUUCCCUGCCAUAUAAUUUGAGUGAAAAAAGAUGAAAAGAACCAUAUAAAUAAGAACCAUGAAUGCUGAAACGAUGGAAGUAAAAGUACCAAUUGUUUGACCAUUAUUUACUUUAUUAUUGUGUGUUACAUUGAGAGGAAUUUGAACAUUCAAGAUACUAGUCGAAGUACAAAUAAGCUUCUUCCGUAGAAUAGUACUUUAGACGCGAGUUUAAAGCUUUGUCAGUUGUGUCUGUAUCUGUCCCCAUAACUUAUAUUGUUCUCAUCUAAUAUUUAAUCAUCUAAUGUACAAUAAUAGCAACGAAGUUAUAUAUUUGGUUGAAAUAUGUUACAUUAAACUAUAAAUACUUUUGGAACAAUCUUGUUACUACUAUUGAUAAAACAGUGGUCAAUCUUUUAUUUUUAUCUAGAACAAAGGAUAAAAUAUUAGAAUAUUAUCAGCGAAGUAAGAUUCUUAGCCUUAGUAUUAUUUUUUUCUGUAGAGAGAAUAAUUCUGUGAUACAAGAAUGUAGUUUUUAAUUAAAAUGACUUUCUAAAUGUUGUAGAAAGAGUCCUAAAAAAUUAUUCUAAGAGCAAUUAAUGUUUUAGAGAAUUAUUCUAAAUGUAUUAAAAGAAAUGCCUUCUGUGCAUGAGAUUUGAUUAACUGGGGUUAAAAGUGUUAACUAUUGUAGUAAUUUGUACCAGUGACUGGUAUUGAAGAAGAAUUUUAAAACCACAGAUAAUUAAUUAUUCCUUUUAGGAAAAAAAUGUUGUAGCACUAUACAAAUAGUCAAUGACACUUAGAAUUGCUUGUAUUUUGAUAUUUAUACCCUUGUUUUGAAAAAAAAGAACAAACUAACAAAACAUCUUUCCUAAAAGUGUUUAUAAUUUAAUCAAACAAAUAUUUUAGCUGAAAAUGUAUAGUACAUAUGUAACUUUGUUAUGAUUGUUAAUAACAUAGCUAGUGUAUUGUGUUCAUUAAAUGAUUAAAUGAUAGACCAAAGUGAAAAUGAUAUAAAACUGUUCAUAAGUAACGAGGACAAAUAAGUCAAUUACUUGUGUUUGAAAAACUAAGAAAAAAACAAUACCAACUGUGCCUUCCAUUCUAGUUUCAGAUAAAUUUAUUCUAUUAAAACGUGCUCUAAAUGUACUGUUAGUCUCUCUACUGCGUGAUAUGUCACUUAAAUGUAAUUAUAUCGAACAAAAGUGCAAACUAAAAGCAUCGAUUAUUAUAAAACAUACAAGAAAUGAAAUAAACAAUAUGUUUAUUAAUGA